AAAUAAAUAUGAAUAAUAAUUCUGGAGACUAAAAUACAUAUCAAUGUGAAUUUUGUAAAACUUUUGUACCAAAUAUAUGUAGAAUUAUACAUGAUUAGAAAUGUUCGGCAAAAUGUUAAUAACCUUAAACUAUGCCAUAAAAUAAUAUUACUAUGUAGAAUUAAGGACAACAAUCAAAUAAUAAUAAUAAUAAUAAAGUUGAUGGCAAAAUAGAUAGUAUGAAAUAAAAAUAAGAUGAUAAUUUGAAUUUAAAUAGCCAAAAUUUCUAAUAGAAAUAGAAUAUUAAUAAUUACAGCUCUUAAAUUGGAACUUAAUAAAAUCAGUUUUGCCAACUAAAUGAUGAUGUAUACGGAAGAUAGACGAAUCCAUAUAACCCCUAGACCUAAUGUUAAAAUAACAUCUUACAUUUUAAUAAUUAAAAGCAACAAUCACCAGUACAGGAUUCAAAUACAUAAAACUAAUUCGGAUAAUCACCCAAUAAGAACUAAUAAUAAAUACCUUAAAAUCCCAACCUGUUUCAAAGUGGUAAAUAAUGGGAACCAAUCAAGAAUAGUGAUUUUAAGAUUGAUUAACAAUUUUCAUAUAAGAAGGAUGCAUAUUGAUUAUAAUUUUGAAGGAAC
Molecule: messenger RNA, 620 nt
Organism: Paramecium octaurelia
Lineage: Eukaryota; Ciliophora; Oligohymenophorea; Peniculida; Parameciidae
Source: the annotation of a GenBank genome assembly